Molecule: messenger RNA, 4230 nt
Organism: Acaulospora colombiana
Lineage: Eukaryota; Fungi; Glomeromycota; Glomeromycetes; Diversisporales; Acaulosporaceae
Source: the annotation of a GenBank genome assembly
AUGACAUUAACGGCAACUCAAAUUCCAACAAAAACAGAGGUUAAUCUUCAGAGGCUAUUGGCCGUAUGCGAAGAGCGUGCAUCGAAGGAAAAUGGCUUGAUCCGUGGUCCCGAGAAAAUGAAAUAUAAUAUCAAAUACCUCCGUAAACUACUAGAGCAAAUCGAGAAGGAAGCCGAAGAGGUAGAUAAGACGGCCAUUAGCGAGUAUGAGCGCAAGAUCCAACGCUUGUCUGACAUUGUUGAUGAGUUUAAAUUGAUAUCUCCUGUGACUCGAACUUUCUCACAAGCGCGCUUCAUAAAGCAUGCCCAUCAAUCACAAGAGGAUAAGAACAAGGAGAAUCAAUUGGAGCUAAAAAUGGUUAGACAGGCCGAAAAGGAAUUGAAAGAAGAAUUGAUGCAGAGACCGAAGAUGUUCGAUCGUAUUCCGAAAAAAGAUUGGUUGUUUUCUUCCGACAACUCGGGUUCCGACGUGAGACAGCGAAGGCCGAUCUUUGACCAAGAGGAUACUUCCAAUAUCGAAACCGUUCUACGACAUCACCGAAAAACGCAGGAUGAACUUACCAACGAUUUGGUAAAGAUGGUCGAGAGGUUAAAGAUGAAUUCAGUAAUCUUUGGCGACAUAUUGACGAAGGAUGAAAAGGUCAUUGACGAAGCGCAAAAUACUCUCGGGAAAUGGAGGAAUUUUGCUCAUCCAAACAAAAGAACAAAAAUUGCUCACAACUCGGACGGAGCGGCUUCAACGAUCGAGAAUACCCGAGUGCUGAGAAGCGACGCAUUAAGAGAAGACGAUGACUUGAGGCAUAAAAAGUCAACGGCUAAUCCAAACCGUUCUGAUUCAUCAGCGGAAAAAAGUUCCAUCGAAUCUAAUCAACUCGACAUGCACGAAACCAAGAUUUUAAAAGUGCCGGUCGUCGAAGAAAACGGAAAGCAAAGCGUAGACGAGAAUCAUGUAUUCGAAGAUUGGAUGGAAGGUUGGGAAGAUUUUGAUUUCACAGAUUGGAACGAGAAUAGGGAUGAAGUGAAUCGUGCCGAAUUGGAGAGAGGUCAAUCAUUCGGUGAUGUAAGGAAACUGGAGGUCUUUCAAACCCAACUUGGUCACUAUUUUUCACAUGGAAUUAAGAAAAAUGAAAAGGUGGUCACCUUGAUCAAUGAAAACGGAGACUUUUGCUAUUUACAUCUGCGCGAUGAUUGGCUAGAGACAUCGAUAUGUGACGGAAACACUGUCAAUGUUUUUGGAAAAUUUGACGAUGACAACAAGUGUAUAGUUGAUAAUUCGCAAGGUCUUGUGAUAGUGCGCCCUGAUGUUCUGAUAUCGGCGACCUCUGUCGCCGAUUCGUUCACGUGCAUGCGGAAGGGAAUUUUGAGCGAUCGAGUUAAUGGGAAUUUUUUUUACAACUCUGCGUUAACCUACGGAAGCUUGUUCCACGAAUUGAUACAGGCAUGUCUUGUAAACGAAAAUUUCACCGAUUCCUUCAUUGAGUCCGAGGCCGAAAAGCUAACAAAGCAGUCAAUUGAAAAACUCUAUUCGGCCGAUUUGAAUGAGGAAGAAGUGAUCAGGGAGUUGAUAGGUGAAAUUCCGAAAAUCCAGGCCUGGGCAGGUAGGUUUAUCGGUGAUACACCGAAGCCAAUAGAGGAACAUCUUUCAACUAGCAAUGUUAAGCCUGCCAUUUGUAUCAGUAAAGUAAUGGACAUCGAGGAACACAUUUGUUCCACGACCUAUGGUCUCAAGGGAAAAAUUGAUGCCUCGGUGGAGGUUAAGUUAUCGGAGAAUGGGGUUUCAAAAAAGCUGAUAAUGCCCUUUGAACUGAAAACUUCGAGAAAUGUGUCGUCCUCGCACUUUGCACAGACCGUCUUUUAUUGUCUCUUGAUGAGCGAUCAUUAUGACAUUGACGUAGGGUCAGGACUACUUUAUUACCUAAAGUCUCAAGAUGAGGAAACUGGAAAGAUGAUCAAAGUACCAGUUGUUCCUCACGAGUUGAGAAGUCUGAUGAUUCAACGCAAUAGGGUGGCUUGGUUUGCGUCCGACGCACAAUUUUCAUCGUUACCACCGAUGAUUAACAACAAAUUUCAAUGUGGCAAUUGCGCCUCGAAUACCUCGUGUUUCCUCUACCACAAGGCCAUUGAGAAAGGAUCGGGGGCGGGUGAUAUCAGGGAUUUGUUUGAUCACAUUGUCUCUCAUUUGCAAGAUCAUCAUCUCGACUUCUACAGAAAAUGGGAUGAACUCAUCUCGUUGGAAGAGGAAGAUUUGUACCGAUUUCAACCUGAAAUUUGGAACAUGCUAUCCACCAAAUGUGACGAUGAUCUGUGUCUCAGCAAUAUGCGUUUGGAUCCGGACAGUAUUAAUAUAAUUCCCAAUGGCGAAGGGAACAAACGUUUCAAAUGCAAAUUCGUCAAUCAGAUGGGGAGGGCGAAUUUCGUCUUGGACACCCAAUUCUGCGUUGGGGAUCACGUGAUCGUGUCCUCGGAGCGGGAACAUCGUACAGUAGCGAGCGGGUUUGUCGAGAACAUUGCACCGAAUUAUAUCUGGUUAACUUUGGAUCGAAUACCUCGCAACGGUCCAAAGUGUAAGGUCGACCUCGAAAUCGAAUCUUGUCACGGCCAUUUGGAAUUGUGCGAGAACACGUCGGCCGGUAACUACCUGGAAAUGGAUGUUCACGAGACGCUGUAUCGAAUUGACAAGGACGAGCUGGCCUCCAACAUGAGACUCGUGCGUCAAAACCUUGUGAGCCUUCUCGUCGACGAGGAAACUGCGAGGCUUAGAAAAUUGGUUGUGGAUUUCGUACCACCAAGAUUUGGUCGCGCCAAUGAAAAGUUAUCCGAUCAUGAAGACAUGAAAAAUUUGAAUGAAGAUCAGAGGAAGGCGGUCAAACUCGCGUUGAAUGCCGAAGAUUACGCGAUCAUUUUGGGAAUGCCGGGAACCGGAAAAUCGACCACGAUAGUACAAAUCAUCAAGUCGCUGGUGAGGGACGGAAAGUCCGUGUUACUUGCAGCUUACACGCACUCGGCCGUAGACAACAUCCUCUCCAAAUUGGUUCGCGAGGACAUAGACGUGCUAAGAAUUGGCACAAAGGCCAAAGUUCGACCCGAUAUAUGGCCAUUCCUGUUGGACAUGGAAAACUUUGAUAGCGUGAAUCUGUUCAGAUCAUUCUUAGAAUCGAAACAGCGAAGAUUUGACUAUUGCAUUAUUGACGAGGCAACGCAAGUGACCCUUCCAAUUUGCGUGGGCCCACUCCGCUUUGCCAGCCGGUUUCUCUUGGUCGGCGAUGACUUUCAACUGCCACCGCUGGUACGCAACCGUGAGGCGAUCGAAAAGGGAAUGGACAAAAGUCUAUUUACGACUUUGACCGAAAAGCAUACCCGAGCGUUCACAAAGCUAAGAUAUCAAUACCGCAUGAACGAAGACAUCAUGAAUUUAUCCAAUUGUCUCAUUUAUGAUUACAAAAUGCUAUGCGGAUCCCCGGCCGGUCCCAGUCACUACUUGUCGAUCCCCAAGUGGAAUGAUAACUUUCUAUCGCGAUUUCAUAGGGACUGGGAUAGUAAUGAUGAUAAUCGUUGCAAUGUCGAAUGCUGGCUCCGAAUGGUUCUCGAUCCCAAGAAGCCGGUGGUGAUGAUUGAUACCGAUAACCUUGAAGCCAAUGAAACCCGCGGGCUGAACCAAAAUAUUAUCGAAGCUUCUCUUGUCGAACAGUGUGUCAAGGCCAUGGUGGUCGGGGGAGUACACCGAAAAGAAAUUGGUAUCAUCACCCCAUUCCGUCAUCAAAUCAAGCUUUUAACACAGAAAUUCAAGGAUCUGCCCGACAUUGAGAUAAGUACCGUCGACAGAUUUCAGGGUAGAGAAAAGGAGGUUAUAGUGAUGUCGCUGGUAAAAGCGAAUACAGAUUAUAAGGUCAGUGAUAUCCUGAAAGAUUAUCGCCGGCUGAAUGUGGCGAUCACCCGUGCGAGAUCAAAAUUAAUUAUUUUUGGUAGCAAGUCAACUGUCUCCGCUUCCGAGUUGAUGCGUCAUAUAAUAGAUCACAUUGAGAGUGCACAAAUGGUUUACAAGCUUGAUGACAAAAACGCACCCCAUCUUCACGUCAUUCCCAAGAUAGACGUGUCGCCGGAGGUCAUAGAGAAAAAAUCCAAGGUUGACAAACAACUGCCCAGGCAACACAAAAAUGCCGGAAUUCCUGGAGUCCUGCUCAGAAACAAUCAACUAUUGCGCGACAUAACGAUCGAUCUGAACCCGACAUAG